UCCAAAGUAAGUCACGAUCCAAUAAUAUUUAGCAACAUUUGAAAUGCUUUAUUCAAUGUUCCGAAUUUUCAAUAUUUCUGUGCAACUGUUUUUUCCCUUCUUCUCGCGGGUUAUCCAGAUUUUCGUGAAUCGCAAAUGUUUGAAUAUUUGUUCUACUAAGUAGUAGCGGCAGAGAUGAGUUGGGAGAUUCCGAAUGAGCCAAUUUUCAUGCCCAAGUUUUAUUUCAGUCAUCUAUGUAAUUUUUUUUUGGAAUAUCAUAUAACUCCGCCAGACGUCGCCGAUUGAACUACCAGUCUGUUGCGUACUGUGCUCGACUGCGAAGGUAAAGUUUAUAGUUAGCAUUCUUAGUGCAUAAAUAAUGUUAAAACAAAGAGAUCGUGAAGCACAGUUACAAAGUCUUGAAGAAUUUUCAAAGGCCACAGCUAAUCAAUUAAAUGAUAUCGUUUCCACAUUGGGAUGGAGCAUGAACGAUAUAACCCACGGGAAAAUUACUAUUUGCUGUCCUUUUGAUCCGGCGCAUCGUGUUCCUGAAGAUCGUUUGGAGAAACACUUGGAGUCUUGUCAAUGGACUGCCGAAGGAUAUCAAAAGCAGGAUGUUCCACUGUCAUAUCCGAGUUUACGUCCUUGUGCACCAUCCUCCAUUACCUUUGAUGAAAAACUUCAGGACGAAGUACUUUCAAGAGCCAAGAUAGAGAAUCCAUCGUUAAAUAUAGGUGUGGGAGGCCGGUUAAUACCUCGUACAUCAAACAGGCUGCAAGCAGAUUUUACCAGUGACGAGAGGAAAGCUCUUUAUGACUAUGUGAUUGGUAAUACUAGGAAACCAGAAAUCGGCGAGGAUAUUGCAGACAUAAAUAAACCGAAAGCACAAGAUGGUGAAACAAAGAAGAAUACGUUCCUGGAGUUACUGGCGCAAGAACGCAACUUGAAGCGUCGUCGAGCUAAACACAGAGGCGUUCAUACCAAUAAGAAGUCACACUUGGAGAUCAUGCGUGAAGUAAUUGAACAGCAGAUGGAAAUGUUCAUAGAAUAUUUAACGGAACAGCAGGAUUCUUUAAUUCCUAACAAUGUUGUGCACAGUUCACAUACCAAGAGUGUGAAUCAACUGGCAAAAUUAAAUGGCAACAAUUGGAAUUCGACUGCGACAUCCUCAAAGGAGGUAGAAUCCAAAAGGGAUUAUACAAGAUUGCAGGAGCGCGAUAUCCCAACGGAGCAUCGACGGUCCAGAUAUGAUGAAACGAAAGGCACACAAGAUAGAAUAUCCAGUGACAGGAAUGUCAGAUCCAGGGAUCGUAGGAGUUCAAGUAGAACAAGGAAAGACAGAUCGAAUACAGGAAGCAAGGAUCAUCAUUCUCGAGACAGAGGAUCUCACUUUAGUAAAGAUAAAUAUCACAAAAGGGAGAAUCGUCGUCAUGAGUCGUCGAGAAGCAGACGUCAUUCACGGGAACAUGACAGGGAACGGCAUGGUAAUUCCUCAAAACGUGAGGAACGACAUUCUAGAAAUAAGAAUUUCCCAAUGUAUGGUUGGUAAUUUUAGAAUUACACUCUAAAUAAAUGAAUAUCUUUGUAAAA
Molecule: messenger RNA, 1569 nt
Organism: Cephus cinctus (wheat stem sawfly)
Lineage: Eukaryota; Metazoa; Arthropoda; Insecta; Hymenoptera; Cephidae
Product: U11/U12 small nuclear ribonucleoprotein 48 kDa protein
Exons: 5
Coding region: 359-1528 (389 amino acids)
Source: RefSeq, a predicted model, not a curated record